Molecule: messenger RNA, 1145 nt
Organism: Austrofundulus limnaeus
Lineage: Eukaryota; Metazoa; Chordata; Actinopteri; Cyprinodontiformes; Rivulidae
Gene: slc39a13
Product: solute carrier family 39 member 13
Biological process (GO): intracellular zinc ion homeostasis; zinc ion transmembrane transport
Cellular component (GO): membrane
Molecular function (GO): zinc ion transmembrane transporter activity
Source: RefSeq, a predicted model, not a curated record
CUGGUAAUCAAAACCACUACACGACCCAGGGCUUGUGGGUAAUCGUCGGCCUGUUUGCCUUCCUUCUGCUGGAGAAAAUGUUCCCGGACCAGGACGGCCACGAGGAUGCCACCUCAGAGUCAGACCUGAAUUUUAACCUUUCUAUGCAGUCCACUUCAGCUCUCUGUGUAAAAGCAGAAGCGUCACUCAAAAAUGGACUCUGUGCCGAUUCGUGGAAAUCCUCCAAGCAGCAGAGUCUGCAGGAUCGAGCAGAAAAAAUCAAGACAAGUGGAUACCUUAAUCUACUCGCCAACUGCAUCGACAACUUCACCCACGGACUGGCAGUGGCUGGGAGUUUCCUGGUAAGCAAAAAGGUUGGUUUCCUCACCACCUUUGCCAUUCUUCUCCAUGAAAUCCCCCAUGAGGUGGGAGACUUUGCCAUCCUGUUGAGGGCGGGGUUUGAUCGCUGGAGCGCCGCUCGCAUGCAGCUGUCCACGGCUCUGGUCGGGGUCCUGGGAGCCUGUUUCGCGCUGUGCGCUCAGUCCCCGAAAGGCACAGAAAAUGCCACAAGCUGGAUUUUGCCUUUCACYGCUGGAGGUUUCCUCUACAUAGCCUUGGUGAACAUUGUGCCUGAGCUGCUACAGGAGUCCAGUUUAAGACACUCCCUGCUGCAGAUCCUGCUUAUUUUCUGCGGGGURGCUAUCAUGGCUCUGCUUUCAGCCAUCAUUGACUGAACAUGAAGGGAUCGCCUCUUCUCGCCUUAAAAAAAAAGAAAAGAAAAGAAAACACUCCUCGUGUAGAGAAAUCCUCUUCUUCUCCUCUUCUUUUUGUAACUCCUCGUUCAUGGAAACAUCGUCYGGAUUCAGAGGCUUUGAGACAUCAUUGAGGUGUAACACUACGGCAAAGAUCUGAUGAAGAACAGCACUUUAUGAGGGAAAGGACUCUUUGUCAGCGAGGACACUUUAAGAUAUCUUUGGAGAUUAAAGAGGGUUUGUUUGAAAAUCUAUUCCAAAUUUGCCUUUCAGACAAUCACGAUGCUUUGCACAUAUUUCCACAGGUACACUGCGUGUAGAUGCUCAGAACAAUGGAAAUAACCCUGGAUUUACAGUGCAUGUGGCUCCGCUGCGCUGCGUUGCGCAGUUCGCAGUUGUUCCUUUGCAACCCAA